This is a messenger RNA of Penicillium samsonianum, 267 nucleotides long. RefSeq lists its product as uncharacterized. The record is from RefSeq and is a predicted model, not a curated record. The transcript has 2 exons. The coding region runs from base 1 to 267 and encodes 88 amino acids. Lineage: Eukaryota; Fungi; Ascomycota; Eurotiomycetes; Eurotiales; Aspergillaceae.
AUGAACAGCCCACACACAGUGCCCCAUACCAUCAACCAGAAUGGAAGAGGACCUUUCAGACCUCCUCGACACCCACCAGGACCGACCGACCGAAGUCAGACAUCGAGACCAGGUCAAGAUCAUCACCACUCCCUAGACCGAAACGCAGACACUGCGAACAGCACGCGUGACAGUCGAAGCGGGAGGCAUCGAGGACAUGUAGUCAUCAGCAAGGGUGGAGAUUCUGUGGCUCUUUUAAAGAGUUUAGAAAGGGGACGUCUACUCUAA